Molecule: messenger RNA, 2115 nt
Organism: Seminavis robusta
Lineage: Eukaryota; Bacillariophyta; Bacillariophyceae; Naviculales; Naviculaceae
Source: the annotation of a GenBank genome assembly
AUGCCGUGGCUACUCCUUCUACUCCUACACAUGAUACCCAACCUGGUUGCGGGUGGAGAACUGGCCAAAUACACCACACCGCAAAUGACUCCCGGUGUGAAUCAUCGACAAAAUGUGUGCGAACGGAACCGUGCCUACCUUAAUGGGACUGUUCCACUGGAAGAUGCCCUGCGUGGCAUGGAGUUGAACAUUCUGUUGGCCGCCCGUGAUUAUUUCUUUUACGACGAAGAAACGGGCAUUGACGAUGAACAUCCCGGCCUGAUGGCGUUGAUUCUGGACGAAUUGGCCGAACGAGCGGGAUUUACAUGGCGUGACAGUUUUGGGGUCUCGUACCUUCCCACCAACGAGACUUGGACGGAGCUCCUGUUGUGGGGCAUUGAUUCCUAUGACAUUGUGGCCGACUGGUGGGCCAUCAACUUGGAACGACUGCGACUCGGAGUCUACUUUUUGGAGCCGUGGUACGACUCGAGUCUCUUGUUGAUGACCAAGGAAGUGCCGGAAGAGAUUGCGGACGAAAUCAACUUUGCCAACUGGUUGAGACCCUACGAGCCACAAGUAUGGGCACUCACCAUCUUUACAGUCAUUCUCAGUGGCCUAGUCUAUCAAUGGAUUGAAUGGCUACAAGAUGAACGAGAUGGACGGUCUUUAUGGGUAUGGUGGCAAGAAAACUGGUACCUCAGUUGUCUCAAUUUCACACAAGCCUAUGAAUAUCAACCCACCAGUUUGGCUGGCAGAUUGUUUGGAGUCAGCAUGGCCAUUUGGGCCCUGGUCAUGACAGCAACCUACACCGCAAACUUGGCAUCUCUGCUGGUGGAUCGCGUACCAGUGGGGUUUGUGGUGGAAACUGUUGAUCAAGUGGCCGUAUAUGGCUUUAAAAUUUGUGUUUGGGAAGGAACCUAUGCCGAUGUCCUCAUCAAAACCAAUUACCCGUCUGCCACUCGAAUCCAAAAACAGACAGAAGAAGGGUUGUACGAAGGAUUGCAUCGAGGAGAGUGCGAGUAUGCCGCCAAUGCCAAAGCCUCCUUUGACAAACACCGGCACACGAGAGAGCGCAAUCCGUUUUGCGAUCUGCAGUGGGUGGGCGAGCCGCUGUACCUCAUCUCACACGAGAGGGCCGGAUUUGUCACCAAAGUCGACUCUGGGCCAGACUAUUGCAGUGGGCUCAUUUCCAGCGUCAUUGAUUUGCACAUGAAAACCAUGAUUUUGGAAGGCGUCUUGGACGAUCUGUGGGCUGUUGAAAACGAACGGAGCAGGACGAUUGAUUGUAACAUCUACGACCCAAGUUUGGGUUUGGGACUCGUCGGAAAUCCAGAAGAAGAAGACGAGGCAGGAACAAACACAACAACAAGCGCUGCGACUGAUCCCGAUACCGAAACUCGGCUAAGACGGAGAAGGCGAUUGAACAAGAAGAACUGCCAAAAAACUCAGCGAACGCAGCCAUCUCGUCGUCCUACUCAUCGCAGCCGCAAUCUCAAAGCUGGAGGAAAGGGAGCGGUUGGCGGAGCCGUCGCUGCCAAGGGCGACGGUGCAUCUCAAAGCGAGCAGUUGACCAUGGAGCAAAUGAUUGGAACGUUUCUCUUCCAUUGGUGUAUCAUGGUGGUGUCGGUGGCAAUUGCGUACUGGAAUAUCUACUACAACAAAAAUCUCAAGAAACCGGUGAGCAAGGCUUUGGCAGAGACUGGAAAAUCGAUUCGAGACAGUUCCGUGGGAGAGGCUAGCAUACGCUGGUACAACGAGCAGAUCCGCAGGGGUAGUGAUAAGGACGACCACGAUCCACACGAUGACAGUACGUCACAACGAACUGCGAACCAUCGACGGAGUUUCAACACGGACAUGACGGCAAAAUGGAUGGAUGAACCACAAGUGGAACGCAGCAAGGAGCCAGACAAUUGCGAAACUGAUGAAGAUGCCAAAGGAGACCACGAAGCUGCCCCGGACAAGAGUAUUGCACAAGAGCUAGCCGAAAUGCGAGCAUUCCAAAUACAGAUUCUCGAGGAACAGCGAGCCAUGCAACGGCAGAUGCAAUCUCUUUCGCAAGCCGCAGUCACCGGAAGACUCGGCGAUUCCAUAAACAUUGGAAUGUUCAACGACUCUGUCGGUGACGUGUCAAUAUGA